GCGCACGCGCCUGGCAUCUCCAGCGCAUCCGGGCUGGAGCUCGCCGGCCCCCUCCCCCGCCCGCAGCUUCCGAAGCACCCUCGGUGCGUUGCACCGCCGGAGGCUGGGCAGCUCGCUGUGCUGCUCGGCGCUGGACCCCGCCCGGUGGGCACGCACGCACACGGCCCUGCACUGCUGCCUUCCUCAGCAUUGCACGGCUGACCCUCGCCUCCUCCCUGCCCUGCAGCCGGCUACCCGGGCUUGCUCAGGACUGGCGACGUGCGGUGCAUUGCUCCUUUGAGCGUUGCUGCUCGGGGCGCUGCAGCCCGCAGCCGCCUGCCUCCCCCGUCCAGCCCCUCCCCAGCCAGUCGGUCCUCGCCCACCGCCCGGCGCAGCAGCAGAGCCGGGCUGGGCUGCGGUGCGGCCACCUAGCGCGCUCCCGCAGCGGGCCCUCUGGCCUUCCUUCCCUUAGGGCAGCCCGCGCCUCGGAGGAAGGGAGCUGUCCUUAACUGAGACCAGAGGGGCCCGGCGGUGAGAUGAGCUUCUUCGGCUUCGGGCAGAGCGUGGAGGUGGAAAUCCUGCUGAACGAUGCGGAGAGUAGGAAGCGAGCGGAGCACAAGACUGAGGACGGGAAGAAGGAAAAAUAUUUCCUCUUUUAUGACGGGGAGACAGUCUCCGGGAAGGUGAGCCUUUCCCUCAAGAAUCCAAACAAGCGGCUAGAGCACCAGGGCAUCAAGAUCGAGUUCAUCGGGCAGAUCGAACUCUACUAUGAUCGGGGGAACCACCAUGAGUUUGUAUCCCUGGUGAAGGACUUGGCUCGGCCUGGUGAGAUCACCCAGUCACAGGCCUUCGACUUUGAGUUCACCCAUGUGGAGAAGCCUUAUGAAUCCUACACCGGGCAGAAUGUGAAGCUACGGUAUUUCCUUCGAGCCACCAUCAGCCGCCGCCUCAAUGAUGUUGUCAAAGAGAUGGACAUUGUAGUUCAUACACUCAGCACAUACCCGGAGCUGAACUCUUCCAUCAAGAUGGAAGUGGGGAUUGAGGAUUGCCUGCACAUUGAGUUUGAGUAUAAUAAAUCCAAAUACCACUUGAAAGAUGUCAUUGUAGGGAAGAUAUACUUCCUGCUGGUGAGAAUCAAAAUCAAGCACAUGGAGAUAGACAUCAUCAAACGGGAAACAACAGGCACAGGCCCCAACGUGUACCAUGAGAAUGAUACAAUAGCCAAGUACGAGAUCAUGGAUGGGGCACCAGUACGAGGAGAGUCCAUCCCCAUCCGGCUCUUCCUGGCAGGGUAUGAGCUCACGCCCACCAUGCGGGACAUCAACAAGAAGUUCUCUGUGCGCUAUUACCUCAACCUGGUGCUGAUAGAUGAGGAGGAACGGCGAUACUUCAAGCAGCAGGAAGUGGUGCUGUGGCGGAAGGGAGACAUCGUGCGGAAGAGUGCAUCCCACCAAGCAGCCGUGGCCUCCCAACGUUUCGAGGGCACAGCCUCCCUGGGUGAGGUGCGGACCCCCAACCCACUGUCAGACAACAAUGGCAGGCAGUAGGCCCCGGCCAAGAAGCUGGCUGGGCUGUGGCUCAGCAUCUCCAUCUACCAAACACCAGCGGCCGGGGGAGGGGGAGGAUGGCGUUGGCUCAGCUGACCGUUACUUGCAAUCUUGAAAACAAAUCAUGUUUUUUGACUUCAAUUCUUUUCUCUGAAGAACAUAAAGGGCAUUGGGUUGGGAAGCAGUCUCCCUGAGAUUCUGCAGCUGAUGGGGGGGCUAGAGAGAGGGAGCAUCUAGGAAGCUAGUCUCUCCUUGGGAAAUGAGAGCCAGCUUCCCCUUGGGUUGCUUGGUGUCUCGAGGAGAGCUGCCGAGCAUGCAUCCUUGGCUACUGGUUCUCUGGGCUUCCUGAUACAGGAUCUGUGUGUGUCCCUGGGAUGCAGAGCUGCCUGCAGAGUCAUGGCUUACACUCCCCUUGACCGACCGUCCUUGAGGUGGCAGCAGGAGGAGUUAGGCCUCUCUCAUCCCAAGUAGGGAAAAACACUCAAGAUCAGGAAGCUUUCUCUCUUGGAGUCUCGGGCGAGGUGCUUUGAAGUUUCCACAAGCCACCUCUUUGGCCUACCACUUCUGGGACCCAGGUACCUCUCCAUCUUUUCAGGCUUGUCAGGAGCAUCCUGGAGCAGAAACAAGUGAAAGGGCCUGGAGCUGACUGUCCCCUUACCCAUAAGAAAUGUCUGGGCACCGAGAAGCCUGGGGUCCAGUACACAAUAGCCAGGGGACUGAGGAAGAAGGACAAGGCACGGCAACUUGUCUUCCUGACCAUGUGACUCCACUUCGAAGCCCUGAGGGCUGGGUUGUGCUAGGGUAUUGUUGUGUUCCCCAAACCCUAAGCAUGAUGGUUGUCUCCUUGAAGCAGACGUCCUGGCAGGGACCAGGAUCAUUUUGCCUCCCGGAGUGGACUCUUAUCACUCCCGACCCCCCACCUAAUGUCUGGGAAUUAGGGCUUAGUUUCAAACACUUGGAAAUUCUGUUCUUAUCCCCACAUCCCUAGCACCUUCUUCCCUCUACUUGUAAGGGAGGGAGAUUAUGGUCCCCACAAAGGACUCUUCUACCACCUCAGAAUAAUUCUGCUUGCCAAAUUAUAUCUUCAUCUUCACAAGUUCACUGACCCAAGGUUAGGACCGUUGGUUUUUUGCUUUUUUUUUUUUUUUAGAAAAACACAAAUAGGAAAAUUCUCCUAGAUAUUGUUACCCUAGGGGAGAGGCAGUUCCCUCUCUGUUGCUCUGUAUUCAGGCCUACAGUAGUAAAGAUGUUUACUGCCUGCCCUGUCUCAUCUGGGAAUGGCCAGAACUAUUCUCCUAUUGGCCUCUCUUCCCUCUAUACAAAACCAAACAGACCCCACUGGCCAAUGGGUACCAUAGUUAGUGAUCUGCAUUACUGGCAAUUUGGAAAGUAGAACUUUGGUUGCUGUGUUGUCUCAGUUCGUGUGGAAAAUGGGGACCCCUCUUUUCCUCAGAAAACUGCAGUCUUGGGCCUUGACUGGACAAGAAAUCAUGGAACAGAACUGAAGGGAAAGGCCCUGGGGUACACAUAAAGUUAACUGGGUGCAGCAGAGCCAAGGAAGGCUUCCCCCAUGCCAGACCCCAAGUUCAGGUGCGAUACACAAUCCCUGUGGAACAAGAUCAUCCAUCCAGCUGCCGUUGGAUUAUCAAGGCUGGAGCUAAGUGUAUGAGGGAGGCGGGUUCAGUGGUAUUGCCUUUUUCAGAGCAUGAGAUUAGGCUCUGGUGUGCCUCCUUUUAAUAGAGCUAGUAUUCUAAUUAAAAAGCAUUUGUCAAUUCCUCUGCCUCCCAACUGACAACACAAAUUCAUUCACCCAUUUUCCUAACAUCCUAAACCUUCCUUCCGGGAGAACUAGAAGAGACAGAAUUUGCUUCCUCUUGCACUGUGUACAGCCAGGUCUAGUUUUCUGACUCUGCCCCUGUUCUCAUCUCUUCUCUACUGUGAAAGUGAGGGGAAGCUCCUGUCCCCCCUCCUUUAAGGUUCCCAGACCUGGAGUGCACAGGUACUAAACCAAGCAGUGCAACUUGUAAUUACGCAGCUGCAGUGUUUACAUGUUUCUUAAUGUGUUGUCUUUUCAAUGGCUGUAUUUUAAAAAGAAUACUUGUUUUAAUGGUCUCUCUAAUUAAAGGAAGCCCCUGUGGCUUUAGAGGCAUUGUGCUCACGGUCCACCAGA
Dipodomys ordii (Ord's kangaroo rat) is the source of this 3696-nucleotide messenger RNA. RefSeq names its product VPS26 retromer complex component B (gene Vps26b). The record is from RefSeq and is a predicted model, not a curated record. Gene Ontology annotation, biological process: intracellular protein transport; retrograde transport, endosome to Golgi. Gene Ontology annotation, cellular component: endosome; retromer complex. Lineage: Eukaryota; Metazoa; Chordata; Mammalia; Rodentia; Heteromyidae. The transcript is spliced from 6 exons. The coding region runs from base 516 to 1526 and encodes 336 amino acids.